CGGAUGGCUGGGCGAAGGGAGGAGAAACGCCAGGGCACCAGACAGUGGGGGAACCAUCAGGAUCAGAUGCCUCUUUCCAGACACCGGUGCUGCAGAGCUGGGCCACUUGGGCUUGGGGGUUUGCUCAGGAGCCAAGGGUAGCACAGAGGUUAACCAUGGACCCUAGAGCUAGGCAGUCUGGUCCUUACUGCGUGACCUUGGGUAAGUCACUUAACCUCUCUGAGCCUCAGUUUUCUUGAGUAUAAAAGAUAAAUGAGCAUAGAACCUAUCUUAUCGGGACAUGGCAUUAAAUCCAUAUACAGCCCUUGAAAUAGGGCCUGAAGCCUAGCAAGCCCUCGGUAGCUAGCAUAGUCAGUCACUUUAUUAAUCAUGAGCAUUUUUCGGUGUGAGAUCCGCGGAGUUAAGCAGAGUGGGUCUGAGCUUCCCACCACUGACUUGCUGUGCAGCUUAGGACAGAUUACUUACCCUGCCUGAGCCUCUAUCGUCCCUCUGUGCUAGAGAUGAGUAAUACCCGCCUUGUAGGAUUGUGCUGAGAAUUCAAUGAGAUAGAAAGAGAUUAUUGCUUCCUCGUGUGUUAGAAGCACUGUCAGAGGGGAACGAGACAGAGAGAGGAGACCAUCAACUCCAGGAUUCCACUCCUCAUAGGCGUUUUCUGCCUGAGAUGUUAGGGGAACAGAGGAAAUUCUUAGGAUCUUAGGAAGUCAAAUCUGUCAUGGUCAGUAGGAGUACAGAUUGUGGGGUCAGACAAAACCGAGUUCAAAUCCCAACUGUGUGGCUUUGGGCAACUGACUGAUCCUUCUGGAGCUUGCAAGUUGGAGGUGAGAAUUCAAUAGGCAUCUAAAACUCCAGGCACAUGCUAAGUGCUCGGCAAAUGAGAGAGGGCUCAUAUUUAUAUGUUAUUCAUGACCCAGGGAAAGUAUAGGCCAGAGAGGGCAAGUAAUUUCUCUGAGGCUACACAGCAAAUGCAGGUCCUAGAAGUUACGGGAGUGAGCCUUGGGGAGGGUGUUCUGGGGACUCAUCCUCUGAGGGGUGUCUUGUUCCUGCUAGGCUCCCCAAAGCUUCCUGUAGAGCUGGAGCCUGAGCCGGAGAUAGAAGGGCUGCUGGCACCAGUGCUGGAGGCUGGCGAUGCAGAGGAAGGCACCGUGACGCGGCCCCUCAGCCCCACCAGGUUGCAGCCAGCGCUGCCGCCUGAGGCACAGUCGGUGCCCGAGCUGGAGGAGGUGGCACGGGUGCUAGCGGAGAUUCCUCGGCCCCUCAAACGCAGGGGCUCCAUGGAGCAGAGCCCUGCUGUGGCCCUGCCCCCCACCCACAAGAAGCAGUACCAGCAGAUCAUCAGCCGCCUCUUCCAUCGCCAUGGUGGGCCAGGGCCUGGGGGGCCCGAGCCGGAGCUGUCUACCAUCACCGAGGGGUCUGAGGCCAGAGCAGGGCCCCCUGCUCCCGCCCCACCUGCUCCCAUACCACCCCCAGCCCCACUCCAGAGCAGCCCGCCGGAACAGCCACAGAGCAUGGAGAUGCGCUCGGUGCUGCGGAAGGUGGGCUCCCCGCGCAAGGCCCGCCGCGCGCGCCUCAAUCCUCUCGUGCUGCUCCUCGACGCGGCGCUGACGGGGGAACUGGAGGUGGUGCAGCAGGCGGUGAAGGAGAUGAACGAUCCCAGCCAGCCCAACGAGGAGGGCAUCACCGCUCUGCACAACGCCAUCUGCGGUGCCAACUACCCCAUCGUGGACUUCCUCAUUGCCGCGGGCGCCAACGUCAACUCCCCCGACAGCCAUGGCUGGACACCGCUGCACUGCGCUGCGUCCUGCAACGACACGGCCAUCUGCACCGCGCUGGUGCAGCACGGCGCCGCAAUCUUCGCCACCACGCUCAGUGACGGCGCCACCGCCAUCGAGAAGUGCGACCCUUACCGAGAGGGUUAUGCGGACUGCGCCACCUACCUGGCAGACGUGGAGCAAAGCAUGGGGCUGAUGCACGGCGGGGCGGUGUACGCUCUCUGGGACUACAGCGCCGAGUUCGGAGACGAGCUGUCCUUCCGCGAGGGCGAGUCGGUCACCGUGCUGCGGCGGGACGGGCCGGAGGAGACCGACUGGUGGUGGGCCACGCUGCACGGCCAGGAGGGCUACGUGCCGCGGAACUACUUCGGGCUCUACCCCAGGGUGAAGCCGCAGAGGAAUAAAGUCUAGAAGGACACAAGGAUGUUUCCGAGGGAGGCGGGAACCAAACAGCUUUGCCUGCUCCGACCUGCCCCUCCAUUCACUGCUGCAUUUUCCUGCACCCCUAGCUCUGCAGGGGUGAGGUUCUCAACACCGGUUCUCUGCUCUCCUGGAAGCCCAGGGGAUAAAGGGAACUCCAGCCUUAAGUUUAGGAACCUGCCUUAUCUAUGGGAGGUCCUGUGGGGCUGGGAUCCUUGGAGGUAGGAGACCUCUCCACCCCGCCCCACUUGCCAAAUCGAAUCCCGUCCAAAGUGCCUCGUCCUACUGCCGGUCCUCCUCCCCCAGCAAGCCAGCCCACCAGCCGGCUGAGCCUGGGAUGGGUGACUCCUUGGCGUCACCUCUGGCCCAGUGCUCCCAGAUGCCUCGGAGUUCCGGGGAAGCUGCAUUCGUCCCCGUCAGGCUCCCGGCACCAACUUGCUCCAAUCAAGUGCCUUCACACAGCGCUGGUUUUACUUUUUAAUGGAACAGGAGACUUUUUCUUUAUAAAUAAAGGUAGUUUGCACAGAAAUUGA
Messenger RNA from Tupaia belangeri chinensis (Chinese tree shrew), 2722 nucleotides. It is a transcript of the gene PPP1R13L, whose product is annotated as protein phosphatase 1 regulatory subunit 13 like. Bases 894 to 2180 code for a protein of 428 amino acids. Gene Ontology annotation, molecular function: transcription factor binding. Gene Ontology annotation, biological process: regulation of transcription by RNA polymerase II; positive regulation of cell differentiation. Lineage: Eukaryota; Metazoa; Chordata; Mammalia; Scandentia; Tupaiidae. The record is from RefSeq and is a predicted model, not a curated record. The transcript has 6 exons.